Messenger RNA from Kluyveromyces lactis, 2592 nucleotides. RefSeq names its product Hsp70 family chaperone LHS1 (gene LHS1). The transcript has a single exon. Bases 1 to 2592 code for a protein of 863 amino acids. Gene Ontology annotation, molecular function: ATP binding; ATP-dependent protein folding chaperone. Gene Ontology annotation, biological process: endoplasmic reticulum unfolded protein response; cellular response to hypoxia; negative regulation of hypoxia-induced intrinsic apoptotic signaling pathway. The record is from RefSeq and is a predicted model, not a curated record. Lineage: Eukaryota; Fungi; Ascomycota; Saccharomycetes; Saccharomycetales; Saccharomycetaceae. Gene Ontology annotation, cellular component: endoplasmic reticulum chaperone complex.
AUGCGAAUAGUGUUUUGGUUUUUGUUGGCAAUACAGUCUCUAACCACCUGUUUUGCGGCGGUCGUUGGUUUAGAUUUCGGUACGCACUAUGUAAAAGAGAUGGUGGUCUCUUUGAAGGCCCCGUUAGAGAUCGUAUUGAAUCCUGAAUCUAAGAGAAAGGAUGCUAGUGCGUUAGCAAUUAGAUCAUGGGAUAGUCAGAACUAUUUGGAAAGGUUUUAUGGAAGUUCUGCGGUAGCCUUGGCAACUCGAUUCCCAUCAACAACAUUUAUGCACUUGAAAAGUCUAUUGGGGAAACAUUAUGAGGAUAAUCUGUUCUAUUAUCAUAGGGAACAUCCAGGGUUAGAGUUCGUUAAUGACGCUUCUCGUAAUGCCAUUGCUUUCGAAAUUGACACUAACACCACUCUCUCUGUGGAAGAAUUGGUUUCAAUGAAUUUGAAGCAAUAUAUGGAAAGAGCUAACCAAUUAUUGAAAGAAAGUGAUGAUAGUGACAACGUUAAAUCUGUGGCUAUCGCUAUUCCAGAAUACUUCAGUCAAGAACAAAGGGCUGCAUUGUUAGAUGCAACUUAUCUUGCCGGAAUAGGACAAACUUAUCUUUGCAAUGAUGCUAUUGCAGUUGCAAUUGACUAUGCUUCCAAGCAGAAAUCGUUUCCAGCGGGUAAGCCAAAUUACCAUGUUAUCUAUGACAUGGGAGCAGGGUCUACAACCGCAUCAUUAAUUUCAAUUUUACAACCAGAAAAUAUCACUUUGCCCCUAAGAAUAGAGUUUUUAGGGUACGGUCAUACAGAAUCCUUAUCCGGAUCUGUAUUAUCAUUGGCUAUAGUUGAUCUACUUGAGAACGACUUCUUAGAAUCCAAUCCCAACAUUAGAACAGAGCAAUUCGAAUCUGAUGCCAGUGCAAAAGCAAAGCUAGUCCAAGCGGCAGAGAAAGCAAAGUUGGUCCUAAGUGCCAACUCUGAUGCAUCUAUAUCGAUUGAAUCAUUAUAUCAUGAUUUGGACUUCAAAACUACUAUUACUAGAGCAAAGUUUGAAGAAUUCGUGGCAGAAUUACAAUCCGUUGUUAUAGAACCAAUUUUGUCCACGCUAGAAUCUCCAUUGAACGGUAAAGCACUGAAUGUUAAAGAUUUGGAUUCUGUGAUAUUAACUGGUGGUUCUACUAGGGUGCCUUUCGUCAAAAAGCAAUUGGAAAACCAUCUAGGAGCCAGCUUAAUUUCUAAAAAUGUCAACUCUGAUGAAUCUGCCGUCAAUGGAGCAGCCAUUCGUGGCGUCCAAUUAUCCAAGGAAUUCAAGACGCGACCAAUGAAAGUCAUAGAUAGAACUACUCAUUCUUUUGGAUUUUCUAUUCAAAACACUAAUAUAUCAAAGCUUGUUUUUGAUGCAGGCUCCGAAUAUCCGAAAGAGAUCAAUUUACAAUUGCCAGGUAUGGAAUUAAAGGAUACUGUUUUGAAAAUUGAUCUAACAGAAGACGAAAGAGUUUUCAAAACUAUCUUUGCUGAUGUGGAUUCUAAAUUGCAAUCUUCGAGCCUAUCCAAUUGUUCGACCGCUGUGACAUACAAUGUAACUCUCUCGUUAAACACCGAUCAAGUAUUCGACGUACAAAGCGUCGUAGCCUCUUGCCUGACUCACGAGGAGGUCCCCACAGGAACUGAGAAGGAGCACAAAAGAACAGUUUCAGAACACAUACAAAAACACCCUAUCCCUCAUACUGUGGAGUUCACAUGUGUAAAACCGCUCUCAAACACGGAGAAGAAGGAAAGGUUCAACAAGCUUCACAAGUGGGAUCAGAAAGAUAAACUUCUUUUGGAAAGACAACGAUUACUCAAUGAUUUAGAAGCUUCACUUUACGCUGCUCGAGAAUUGGUUGAAGAUGCGAAAGAAUUAGAGACCCCACCAACAUCAUACAUUCAACAAUUAGAGAAUAUGAUAACUCAAUACUUAGAGUUUGUUGAUGAUCCUUCUUCGCUCAGGACAAAAAAUAUCAAAACCAUGAAGAGUAAUCUAGCCGAGUUACAGCAAAGAUUAGAGAUUUACAUGGAUCGUGAUAACAAACAACUAGACGUGGAAGGAUUUAGAGCAUUAUUUGACAAAGGUGAAAAGUAUCUGGAAUUGUUGUCAAAAAUUCAACAAAAAAGUCUCAGUGAACUUUCACCUUUGAACAAAAAUUUUGAGAGCUUGGGUCUUAAUGUUAGUGAAGAGUAUACGAAAGUGAAGCCUCCAAAGUCGAAGACCGUGCCAUUUGAAAUUUUAAAUGGGACAAUAGAUCUCUUGCAUUCUCAAUUAAAGCACAUCAGGGAUAUUAUUGAAGAUAAUAAUUCCACGUAUGCUAUUGAGGAUUUAUUUGAACAGAAACUUGAGGUCGAUUCGUUAUAUGAAAAGAUUGAACUUUUGGUGAAAAAAAUAAGAGCAGAGCAUAAGUACCGUUUGAAGUUGCUUCAAUCCGUUUAUGAUAGAAGAUUGACUGCUCAAAAGAGAGAACAAGAAAUUGCCAAAGAGGCUCAGCAAGCUGACGGUGAAAAUAACGAUUCGAUUAAAACCAUGGAAGAAGAGUCGAUAGAGGAGCAUGAAGAUGCUAAUUUUGAACAAGAUGAAUUAUAA